AUGUGUUCAGGGAACCCAUCGAUCGGGCUCGACAGCAUUUACCAGAAGCAUGUCUACUCGCGGCUGGCACCUCUGGAAGCUCCAGAGGCCGCCGGCGACUCCAAUGACAGCAAGGGGGAGGCGAUAGUGGCGGCAGCGGUUUUUGCAACACUACAGCCGGCGGCGGCAGCAGCUGCCCAGAAGGGUGAUGACAGUGCAAGCGCACAGAAGGGUGGACAGAAGAUAUCCUCCAGGCUAGACACCGACCUGACUGCAGACAGCGUUGCAGUGGUGAUCGAGGGCGCUCUGGACAGAACCUUGACAGAGGACUCCGGCGCGCCUGCAGCAGCCGCCGGGGCUGCUUCCAGACCCAUCGGUGACCCCCACGUCGAGCGGAACGCCCUCAACAUCACAGCAGCUGCACCCAGGACAGGAUCACCACAGCAGACUGACCCUGCUGCUGUCAAUGCUACGCCACACCAUGCACAGCCUAUGGAGAAGGGAGGAAGCGGCAGUGACUUAGGGCACACAGUGCAGGCAAGCAGCAGCGGUCAGGCCGAGGGGGCCGCUACAGCUCCGGCAGUGAGCCAAGACGGCGGCAAACACAUGGAGCACUUGUGGGCUGACACGGAUGCGGCGCUGACGAUGCUGCCGCCGACAGCGGCGCGGGGGCCAGAUCUGGCGAUCGGGCUGCUGUGGGCGCUGCCUGAAGAGGCACGGGACACCAUAACCUCCGCCAAAACAGGCGCAGCAGUGCAUAAUGGCGGCAGCGCAUGCAUGGAGAAGGAUGCCCUGCUGGCGUCCAGCCUGGCGCAUGCGGCCGGCAGGAACACCACGAAGACCAGGCCAUGCCCGGCAGCGGCCAAUGGAGCUGACGAGACGAAGGGUGCCGCACGCGCGCAGACGGCUACAGACUCCACAGCUGCUGUAAGCAGUCAUUCAAGCGUUUGCCGGAACAGGUCGGCCGUGCAGCAAGCGCCGUCCUCAGUGAAGCUUGCUGCGAGAGUCGCGCGACAAGCGGGAACAGGAGCAGUUGCGCCGAGGCAGGGCCGACGAACCACUCCUGCUGCAGUUGCUCGUCUAACGCGGUCUGUGAGCCUGGACCCCAGGGACAGCGCGGCUGAGAGGCAUGCCGAGAGCGUGCGGCGGCUUCAGCCAAGCUCAGCGGAGGACGAGAUGUUUCUGUGGCAGUCGCAAUGGCGGCUGGGGCAGCUGCUGGACAGAGGCUCUUUGAAGGCUGUGCCUGAAACCUCUACAGGAAGGGGAGUGCUACCGGUGCAAGGCAGUGUCUGUGGCCGGCCUGUGUUUGCUUAUUGCCUGGAUGCAGCAGCGUCUGAAAAUGCCUCGUGCGCUGAUCAUGCUUCCCGCCAAAUCCUUCACCUCAUGGACAUGGCUGUGAUGACUGGACAUCCAGUCAUUGCCAUAUACAGCGGAAGCGCCUCUCCUCAGCCAUCCCAUGGAGCAGCAAUACAGCCCUGGGCAGACCUGCUCCUACGCCAGAUGGAUGCAAGCGGAGUGAUCCCUCAGCUCUCCGUCAACCUGGCAUCCCCCCCCUCCAGCGAAGCCUUUGCGCUGCUGAGGAGCACCGCAGACUUCACCUUCACAGUGCAGCAGCCGCAGCCGCAGACAGAGCCCAGGGUCAGCAACCCGGUGGCAUCAUCUGCCAUGCAAUACACAAGCAGCCAAAGCGCGGCGCGCAUGCCGGAUGAGUCACCGGGAAUGACUGAUCGGUCAUCAUGGGUGACGAAUCAGUCAGCGAGGGUGACUGAUCGCGCUGUGACUGGCCGGCUGUCGGCGAGCACCGCGGCGCUGGCCGCGUCGGGGGCGGGGCGCCUCGCGGCGUUCCUGCACGCCUUCAUGCAGCAGUCCCUCGGCCUCAUUGCGGCGCUGGUUGCUGCUCUGCAGUGCGCUGUGCGGCCGGUGCAGGCUACCUGCGAAUACGGGCCUGCACCUUCUCGUGGCGUGGCGGACGGCCAGCUGGCGGCGGUGUGCAGCACAGAGAGAGAUGCGCUGCGGAGGGUUAGGGAGGUUCUCAUGUACCUGCCUGCCUCCAACAUCAGCCCAGCUCCAACAGUUAACUGCCUGGACUCCGAGCAACGCAUGUGCCAGAAGCUGGAUGCCUUGGCGGCUGAUCUGCACAGGGGCGUUCCUGUCUCAGCAGACCUCAUUGUCAGGGACAUCGUGGAUGGCGGAAAUGUCUGCCAACUGGCACUGGAGGGUUUGGGCAGCCCGGCAGCGCUGGGUUUUGCCCGGCUGGGCAGCAGAGCCGUGGGUAUCCUGGCGUUCCCUCCGCUCACACAAGCUCUGCACACCUCGCCCCGCAACAAUGUGCCCAUCAGGGCGGCUCGCUUCGUGAGGUUCUGCGAUGCGUUCAACAUGCCAGUGGUCACACUCCUGCUGCCCCACCUCAGCUCGCCUGCCAACAGCAACUCCGACAUGCAAGACAGUGCCCAAGGAGACAGCGCCCGCGCACUGACAAACCUCAUCUUCGCCUUCUCAGAGGCCACUGUGCCCAAGCUGACUGUGGUGAUGGGCGCUGGCGAGCCAUCAAGUCUUUUCCAGUGCUUGAGGAGCGAUGUUGUCUUGGCCUGGUCAGAGCGCGGCCUGCCCUCCGCUGCUGAGGAAGGCGGCGCCGUUCGCAUCAUCGAGCCCUGUGCCACCCGCGCUGCGCUGUGCGCUGAAUUGGCGGUCCUGCUGCAGCCGCGCGUCGUGGCGCGGCCCCGGCGCAAGCAUGCGCUGCUGCCCCUCUGAAACACAAGUAGCGUAUGGGGGUUCAGGUAAUGUAGGGUGACACGCAUGGCGCAAGGCAUGCAUGCGCUCCUGCCUCUGUGACCUACAUAAGAAUAGCAUGCACGGCGCACUGAAUACCUCUGAUCUCCAGUAGGGUGAGGGAAUGUGAGGGUUGUAUGGUUGCUGGCGCAGCACGCACUGCGCAAGCAUGCGCUUCUGCACCCGUGAACUAUGUUUGGGUAUGGGGUGUUGAGGACUGUAGGGUGCAGCCAUGGGAAAAGCUUGCUCUACUACCCCUCUGAAGUGCAGUAGGGUAUGGGUUUUUAAAGGGGUGUAGUUAGCUGGCGGUGCAUGCACGGCGCAUGCAUGCAUGCACUGGUGUCAAUCUGACAGGAGAUGUCCAAUUCUGGGUGUGUUAGGAGGGAUGAGAAGAAUAUUUCGGGUUUCAAAUUGAUACUCUCGGAGCUGUCCUGAGGAAAAUUCAGCUGGCAGCAAGGGCAUCUUUACAGCAAAAACCCGUCGUAUCAGACAGUCGCAUCUGUAGAAAUGAGGCCAAGUUCUAGAUGAAAACUUAUUCAUGCCGACUGUGCAUCAAAUGAUGCCGCAGCUAUCUACUGCAUUAUUGAAUGACGGUGAAUGCCGUGUGUGCAAGGUAUCUUGAUUGGGUGAUAGUUGCACUUGAGAUACAAGGCUUAGGCCCAUUGUUAUUGUAGGAUUGUGGCAGGCUUUCUUUGUACCAUCAGUUUAAUUGUUGAGUCAUACUUACUCCUGUACAUAUGUGACACAAGUCCAUGAAAGGGAUCGCAUGAUAUUCUAGGUUUCCCUCGUUGAGAUUGCCAUUUCAGUGCUAGGCCUGGUGUGAGAACAGUGUUGUGUGUAAGCUUAACCAGAUUUG
Coccomyxa subellipsoidea C-169 is the source of this 3604-nucleotide messenger RNA. RefSeq lists its product as hypothetical. The coding region runs from base 1 to 2730 and encodes 909 amino acids. The record is from RefSeq and is a predicted model, not a curated record. Lineage: Eukaryota; Viridiplantae; Chlorophyta; Trebouxiophyceae; Coccomyxaceae. The transcript has 10 exons. Gene Ontology annotation, molecular function: propionyl-CoA carboxylase activity.